Molecule: messenger RNA, 2451 nt
Organism: Oryza brachyantha (malo sina)
Lineage: Eukaryota; Viridiplantae; Streptophyta; Magnoliopsida; Poales; Poaceae
Product: probable potassium transporter 17
Exons: 8
Coding region: 9-2135 (708 amino acids)
Biological process (GO): potassium ion transmembrane transport
Cellular component (GO): membrane
Molecular function (GO): potassium ion transmembrane transporter activity
Source: RefSeq, a predicted model, not a curated record
GGGGAGGGAUGGAUCUCGAGGCGGGUCCAAUCCGGCCCCGCAGCGACGGCGGCGGUCCGGCGGUCGGCAAGGAGACCGAUGGUUGCAAUGUUAGGAAGGAUCUAUUCCUUGCUUACAAGACUCUUGGUGUUGUUUUUGGUGGCCUCGUCACUUCUCCUCUCUACGUUUAUCCAUCUAUGAACUUGUCAUCUCCUACGGAAGCUGACUACCUGGGGAUAUACAGCAUAAUGUUUUGGACUCUUACUUUAAUUGGUGUUGUCAAGUAUGUAUGCAUAGCUCUCAAUGCCGAUGACCAUGGUGAAGGUGGUACAUUUGCCAUGUAUUCUUUGUUGUGUAGACAUGCCGAUAUAGGCAUCCUUCCUUCCAAAAAGGUGUAUUCAGAAGAAGAGGCACUGCUUGACAAUCAGUCUGCAAUGGCAAGAAGGCCUAGUAAGCUUGGGAAGUUCUUUGAGCAGAGCAUAACUGCAAGAAGAGUAUUGUUAUUCAUAGCAGUACUUGGGAUGUGCAUGCUCAUUGGAGAUGGCAUACUUACACCUGCUAUUUCAGUACUAUCAGCAAUCGAUGGGCUAAGAGGGCCAUUUCCUGCUGUUAGCAGACCUGUUGUGGAGGCCCUGUCUGCAGCAAUUCUUAUUGGCUUAUUCUUGUUGCAAAAGUUUGGGACUUCAAGAGUGAGCUUUCUGUUUUCUCCAAUCAUGGCAGCAUGGACUUUUACCACUCCAAUUAUCGGCCUGUACAGCAUUAUACAUUACUAUCCUGGCAUCUUCAAAGCCAUUUCACCGUAUUAUAUUGUUCAUUUCUUUCUGAGAAAUAAAAGGCAAGGUUGGCAGUUGCUUGGUGGGACUGUUCUAUGCAUCACAGGUGCUGAAGCUAUGUUCGCAGAUCUUGGCCACUUCAGCAGAAAGGCUAUUCAGAUAGCAUUUCUGUCUAGCAUAUAUCCUUCUUUGGUGCUCACUUAUGCUGGGCAAACAGCAUACCUUAUAAACAAUGCCAAUGACUUCGCGGAUGGUUUCUACAAAUUUGUCCCUCGACCGGUUUACUGGCCAAUGUUUGUUAUUGCAACAUUAGCAGCAAUUGUUGCCAGCCAAUCCUUAAUAUCUGCGACAUUCUCUGUCAUCAAGCAAUCAGUUGUCCUGGAUUACUUCCCUCGUGUUAAAGUGGUACACACCUCGCAGCACAAAGAAGGCGAGGUUUACUCCCCAGAAAUUAAUUACAUUCUCAUGGUAUUGUGUGUCGGUGUUAUACUAGGAUUUGGUGGUGGGAAGGCUAUAGGGAAUGCCUUCGGUGUUGUGGUCAUAAUGGUCAUGCUCAUAACUACAGUCUUGCUCACUCUUGUGAUGAUCAUCAUAUGGAGAACACCGCUUGUUCUGGCUGGGCUGUACUUCAUCCCCUUCUUCAUCAUGGAAGGGGCCUAUGUCAGUGCUGUUUUCACCAAGAUCCCUGAAGGAGGCUGGCUUCCUUUUGCUGUUUCCAUAAUCCUUGCAUUGAUCAUGUUCGGCUGGUAUUAUGGCCGGCAGAGGAAAACCGAGUACGAGAUGACAAACAAAGUAAGCUUGGAGCACCUUGGCGAGCUCCUGGCGAGGCCUGAGGUUCAGAGGGUCCCUGGCCUCUGCUUCUUCUACAGCAACACGCAGGACGGGCUAACUCCGGUACUUGGCCAUUACAUCAAGAACAUGAGCUCGCUGCACACGGUCACGAUCUUCGUCACCCUGAGGUACCUCCUCGUCGCCAAGGUGGAUCAGAGCGAAAGGAUCCUGAUCAGGAGGCUCGGACCGAACGGGGUGUACGGCUGCACCGUUCAGUACGGCUACGCCGACAGCCUCACCCUCGAGGGCGGCGACGACCUCGCUGCCCAGGUCAUGAACUGCCUGCGAUGGCACAUCCAGAUGGACAGCGCUGGCCGCCGGCCGCCGGUCUCCGUCGAGGAAGAGAUGGCGCGGCUGGAGGCGGCGAGGCUUGCCGGCGUGGUGCACGUCCGGGGCAAGAUGAGGUUCCACGUCGGCGAGGACGCCGGCUGGUUCGAUAGGAUCAUGCUCGGAUUCUACGAGUUCUUGCAUGGAGUCUGCCGGCCGGCUCUGCCGGUUCUUGGGAUGCCUCUGCAACAGCGGGUCGAGAUUGGCAUGCUGUACAAGGUCUGAUGAACUCUUGAUCAAUUCAAUCGUCAGAGCUUUUCUGCUGUUGCUUUCGUGAUUUUUAUGGAUAGAACUAUAGACUUGGGAAUCAAACAAUGAGAAGCACGAGAUCGGGAGACAGGAAAUGUGUGUUACUGUGCUCUCUAUGUAGGUCAUGUAUACAAAAGUCUAGCACGUCAUACUGUUUGAGUUGUUUUGCUCCCAGUGUUUUUUUUGGGGGGAAACAACUUCCAUGUGUUAAGUUGCAGGUGUGAAAACUGGUUGAAGUUGUUACCGGUCAAAUGACGGGGUGAUUAUUUGGUGUUCCAUAAAAAAAAGUCAA